CGCGAUUACAACGUUACUCACCUAAUCAUUUCAACCACAAGUGACAUUUAAUUGUAUUACUUUUGGCAAUUUGCAUAGUUCCGAACAAAAAAAAUGUGUUCCAGGAAAUUGGUUUGUUACUUUGCCAUUGGCCUAUUAAUCAUGGGCAUAUUUAUGGACGAAGUUGAUGCGAGACGCAAGAUUUUAAGGGGGCGGAAAACGAUUACAAGACGCUACUACUGGGGUACUGCAAUACCAGCAUGGUCUAUAGUACUUUUAAUAGGAAUAAGUAUGCUGUUGGCCGGCGGUGGACUGUAUGCAGUACUACAGAAAUUUGUAGUUGAUAAUGCUGAAGUUGGAGAAAGACAUUCGUAUCAACCAGCAUUGCAAAACGAAGCUUGAAUUCAAACAUGA
Molecule: messenger RNA, 393 nt
Organism: Colletes gigas
Lineage: Eukaryota; Metazoa; Arthropoda; Insecta; Hymenoptera; Colletidae
Gene: hoka
Exons: 3
Coding region: 94-381 (95 amino acids)
Source: RefSeq, a predicted model, not a curated record